Messenger RNA from Conger conger (European conger), 1350 nucleotides. It is a transcript of the gene tmed3, whose product is annotated as transmembrane p24 trafficking protein 3. Gene Ontology annotation, biological process: Golgi organization; endoplasmic reticulum to Golgi vesicle-mediated transport; intracellular protein transport. The record is from RefSeq and is a predicted model, not a curated record. Bases 148 to 774 code for a protein of 208 amino acids. Lineage: Eukaryota; Metazoa; Chordata; Actinopteri; Anguilliformes; Congridae. The transcript has 3 exons. Gene Ontology annotation, cellular component: endoplasmic reticulum-Golgi intermediate compartment; COPI vesicle coat; endoplasmic reticulum.
UUCGUCGACUCUUAGCAACACUAACGAACACAUCUCACCAGUGUGACGUUUCCCCGCGUCAACAUUGAUACACUCACGGAACACGUCUGGUAGCAUUUAUAAUAAUAUUACAUAUAGGCUAUUGAUUAUUUUGUUCUGCUGUACACCAUGCGGUUUCUUGCUAUUUGCAGCUUGUUGUUGUAUUGUGUUGCUCUAGUUUAUUGCACAGAGUUAACGUUCGUAUUGACAGAUAACGAUAAACAAUGUUUCUACGAAGAGGUUGAGGAAGGGGUCAAGAUUGACAUCGACUAUCAAGUUAUUGCUGGAGGGAACUACGACAUUGACUGUUUUGUUACAGAUCCACAGAACAAUGCCGUGUAUCAGGAGAAAAAGAGACAAUACGACAGCUUCUCGCACACCGCAGCAUCCAAGGGUGUUUACAAGAUCUGCUUCAGCAACGAGUUCUCCACGUUCACCCACAAAACAGUCUACCUGGAUUUUCGAGCUGGAGAAGAGGCCCCUCUGUUACCUGAUAUGAACAGAGGCUCCGCCCUCACUCAGAUGGAGUCAGCCUGCCUCUCCAUCCAUGAGAUCCUGAAGGUGGUGACGGACUCGCAGACGUGGUACCGACUCCGCGAGGCACAGGACAGGAUUCGGGCGGAGGACCUGCACGACCGUGUGUCCUUCUGGUCCACAGGGGAAACGUUCAUCCUGUUUCUGGUGAGCAUUGGCCAGGUGCUCAUGCUCAAGAGCUUUUUCAGCGAGAAGAAGACCAAUGUCACUGCCACCACUUAAGAGACAAAACACUUGGGACCUCCUUUGUAGCCUCUCUACCUGACAUUUUAUUGCAUCAAAUACUGUUCUGAACUGCUCCCUGAACUACUGUAUGUCCCUUGAGUCUCACAUUUCUAUGUGACGGAUAAAAUCUGGAACCACAUUUGAUUAGAAUCUCAUAUGGUGCUUGAUUUUGAUUAUGUGCCUAGAUUUAAAACAAAAAUGUGAAUGCACUACAUGGUCCACAGAGAUGUCUUUUCAUGGGGGGGCAUCCCCCCCCCCCCCCCCAUUCACCAAUGCAUUCCUUAUUGCUGAGUGUUUUCUAUUUUGCUGUGAGUUGGAGUGUACAUGCUCCUUUAUAAUUCCUUGUAAUUCAUUUCAUAAUUUGCUAACUUCUGAUUACAUGCAUGAGCACUGAGCAUGUAAUCAGAAGUUGAAAUCCCCCAAUGAUUUCUCCUUUUUGAAUGUUUUGUAGUGAUGUGUUGCCUUUUCCUAGCUCAUGAGUUUUACUUUAACAGAGUUGCAUCAUUGUAUACUGUACGCUGUGCAUCACCAUGUUUUUGAUUGUUUAUUAAAGGCAUUGUGGGGAAAAUAUAA